UCUGUGUUUGUUUUGUUUUGCAUAUUUGACAUUUUUUAAAAUAUUGAGAAUUGAGUGUUAUUAGCAUGGAGGAACUAUUAUUUGUAUAUGCGGCAAUUGUUGAGGAGGAGGAAUCGGGAGGUAGGAGAAAAAUUUUAAAGGGUUUGCGAGACAAAAGCGAUCCCUUUACUAUGCAAGACACUGCAUUUAUUAACACAUUUCGAUUCCCAAAAUCGCUAUGUAAAUUGCUGAUAAGUGAAUUGGUGCCGCAUGACGUGCAGAAGUCAAAUAUUCCUUUUGAUCUGCGUUUCCUGACGAGUUUAUAUUUUUACGGGCAUGGCUCUUAUCAAAAAUGCGUUGGUAAUAGUUAUAUGCUCUCUAUGAGCCAAUCCUCAGUGUCAAGAGCUCUGCACUUUAUUUCAAAACUGAUUGUGGAUGUUAAGGGAAGUGAAAUUUAUUUCCCUUCAAGCGCGCAGGAUGUGUCAGAUGCAAAGAAGGGAUUUUACACGAAAUUUGGGAUCAAGGGCACAAUCGGCGCAAUCGAUUGUACCCAUAUUGGGAUUGUUUCACCCUCAAGCACAGACGCCACUACUCCUCUCUCACUUUUUAUGAACCGGAAAGGAUUUUACAGCCUUAAUGUAGAAGCAGUUUGUGAUCAUCGACUUCGGUUCACCGCUGUCAACGCGAGAUAUCCCGGGUCUUGCCAUGAUUCUGGUAUUUGGACCACAUCCCCAACACGUAUGCACCUCACAAAUACCUAUAGCACGCAAAGUGAUUCGUGGUUGUUAGGCGACCAAGGAUAUCCAUUGGAGCCAUGGCUGUUAACGCCAGUCGCUGAACCUUCAAACGCAAGGGAAGUGCGUUACAAUAAGUUGCACGCCAAAGCACCCCUGAAAAAGCGUCUUUGA
This is a messenger RNA of Bactrocera tryoni, 887 nucleotides long. RefSeq names its product putative nuclease HARBI1. NCBI's taxonomy places the organism in Eukaryota, Metazoa, Arthropoda, Insecta, Diptera, Tephritidae. The transcript is spliced from 4 exons. The coding region runs from base 66 to 887 and encodes 273 amino acids. The record is from RefSeq and is a predicted model, not a curated record.